Molecule: messenger RNA, 2209 nt
Organism: Vitrella brassicaformis
Lineage: Eukaryota; Vitrellaceae
Source: the annotation of a GenBank genome assembly
CCGGCGCGGUUGCGGUGAGCGACAAGCGCACAAACAGCGGACGACGUGCUCUGAGGUACAGUACGUGUGCGCCUGUCUAUUCCUUCAUGCAGAUCUUCAGCACUUGCUGCAGAUGCCAUGGUGCAGAUGUAUCAGAGGGAUGGCAUUGAAUGAGUGAAUGAUUCAUCACUGUGGUCUGCUGGGCUCGUGUGCGUGCGUUACAGGUGCUCAGCAUUUGACCCGAACGAUCCAUGGCGGUGAUUGUCUCUCACCCGUCACUCACUUCAGCUGCCUAAGUCCGUGAUGCUGGUGCAGGAGGGUUUUGUGCUGCUUCUGCUGGCUGGUGGGGCCUCCACCUUCUCGAUGCUCUCGCCGACGGGACUUCGCCGACGCGCCACCUCUCAGCAGCGUCCGGUCGGUGCCUGAAUGAUGGAUGGGUCAAUCUGAUCUGAACGGACACUGAUUGCUGGUCCGUGUUUGCAAACAACCAAUCAGAUGCGGCGCAUUGGCAAGUCCUGGCACUCGAUGACAAGUGCAUCGAAAGAGGAGGAGGGUGCCGCGAGUGCCGCUCCCCACGUGGUGGCACCGCACCCGUCAAAAAGGUGCAGCCACGUGGUAAUCCCGUCACUCACUUAUGAGCGAACGCUGUCCUUGACCUGUGUGCACGUGUGUGUGUCUGCAAUCUGCAGUCUGCAGGCGCCAAGGAGGACAGCAGUUCGCUCGGCCCGCUGCCACGAGUCGUGGUUCCAAAGAAACUGAUGGACUUCCUCUAUUCGUUACACGUGCCAGGGGACAAAAGAAGAGGCAUCACGGGCAGGUAAGUACAUGUAUGUCAGAGAGAAAGAAUGUGAGUGCAUUCAUUGCUUCUCAUUGAUAGCAUUCAUUCAUUCAUUUGUCCAUCCAGGUUGCUCGAGUACAUGGGCCGCUCAGAGACAAUGACCAGCAUGGGGUACAUGCAUGAGUAGAUGUCCUUUGUAGAUUGAUCUCUCUGUCUGUGUCUGUGUGUGGUAGGUACCACUUCUGGCCUCUGGUAGGAGAAGACACACUCACUAGGUGGUGGUGCAUCACGUGUGCUUCCCGACCCCUCUUCAUCCAGCCCUUCUCUCUGUCUGUCUGUCUGUCUGUCUGUCCAUUAUGCAGAUGGCAGAGAUGGUGCGGCAGACUGACUGGCGCGUGAGGGUCUUUGCUGUGGACCCUCCUGACAUGUAUGCGCACGACGAGUGUUUCUUCCUGAUAAUACAAAAGGACGGCACUGACGGCCGAACCCACAGAGGGUACGCACAUAACAUACGCACACACGACAACGAUGGAUGAAAAGGAGACGCAUCGCAUAUAUCCACCACUUGGUGCCCACGCGCAGGGAAGGAACGCAGUUUGCUGUGCUGGCGGGCAACCACCCUACUGACACGGCGUGCAAGCAGCUCAAGGAGCUCGUCCGCAGAGACAACAUCACCCAGGCAAGCAGCCACAUACGCCAAGCCCAAGCCAGACGGACACGGUCUUCCUGUGUCUGAGCUCGAGUGUACCUCGUAGCCAAAUUAAUGGAUUCCUUUCUUCCUGCGUGUGUGUGCGCCUUGGUUCAGUGCGCCUUGGUGAUGAAAGGCGCUGUGUGGACCAUGAUGUACUACGACAGGGAUAGGGACAGGCUGAUGCCGACCAUGGGCAGGCCAAUCGGCAACAUAGACGUCAACGUCAGCAAAGACGGGUCAGAGCAGCUCGGAGGCUAUGGAGCCCAGACCGUUGUGGACUAUGUAAGCAUACAAACUCACACCUCGAUAGAGACGAACACACACAGCAGCAGUCAUGCAAUCAAACAUCUGUACUUAUCGUCGAUUAUCGACAGGUUAGAGAGGCCCGACCAUAGGGAGGUUGCGGGCUACGCCGGUCUUUUCCCCUGGGAGAAGAACGAGGCAGCUGUUGAAGCAGCGAGGGAUGCAGUGCAGGAGAUGUCCGAUGAUGGAUGGGGAGGCAGUGAUUGAUUGAGCGGGUAGCCACCGCGGUGUAGGUAUUUAUGUCAAUUGGUAUAUAGGCAGAUCACUCCCAUAGACAGACAGACAUACAGACGAGUGUGCCUUUUUCGAUGGUCCGUUUGUAAAGCAGCGUAAGAAUCCUACACAUGGGUAGGCAGGAAGCAGUUUUUCCGUAAGCAUCUGUGGCUGACUAACUGACUGACUGACAGGUGAUUGACUCUUCCAUGGCACUGUGUCGAUAGGCUGAGCAUUAACCUCAC